GGGGGGGUGGGGGGGGGCUGAAACCGGGAGGAGCCGUUGCUGAAAGCUAAACUUGUCCAUUUCUGAUGUUUUUAUACUUUAUAUUGGAGUCCGAACCCUGGUUGGCUGCUGUGAGCCUAUGGACUCUGCGGAUAACCUGAAUUAUAAUCACUGUUGGUAUGUGCCAGGCCUCUGUUGGGGGGUGCUGUGGGAGUACUGGGCAAUUUUGGGUGUACGUUCAUUUCUGGACAUACACUUUCAUGUAGAUAACUUGAUUAUUGGAAAAAGAACCGCAGCAGGAAGUUGAGAGACCAACUGUUGCCAAACUUGGGAAAGUUUCGAUACAGGCAGGCUCUGUCGCAAGAGGACCCUUCCAAUCACAGCUGUCCCGCCUCUGACUGAAGCACACGCAUGCUCGCCCCUCCGCCUGUGCCGAAACGCUCCCCGAGUCCGUGAGGCCCGGCUCGGCUCGGCUCGGCUCGGCCCGGCUCGGCCCGAUUUGAGCCACGUUUGCACAGGCACCGCUGGGGUCGGCCAUGACGGGUUCUGAGGGGAUGAUGACGAUGGAGCCGACCGGGGGCCCGGACACGCCGGCGAGCGUCCCGCUCAUCCCCGUCCCCACCCUCACCGUCCUCCCGCCGUCCUCCGACGCCGAGUCCUGCUCCCGCUCCCCCGACCCGCGCCCCCGCCGCUCCCGGGCCCGCAGGGAGAGGGGGAGGGACAGGAAGGGGCGGGACGAGGAGUCCGGGGAGCGAGGGAGGACGCGGGAGCGGGACGAGAGCCGGAGAGGGAGCGGGGGGCAGGGGCGCUCGCCUUCUCCUCUCCUCCUCCUGCCCCCUCCCAGCUCCUGGUCCCGUAGCCCCUCCCCCAUCAGGCGCUCCCGGUGGUCCCUCAAGAGCCUGCUCAGCAGGGAGUCCACAGACUGUGACAGCUGCAGUACUGCCAGCAACUCUCCGCGCAGCACCCCGGGCAGCUCCCCCUCCGUGCGCCGCCGUGUCCUGGGGGGGGGGCGGGCCAGCGAGGGGGAGGGGGGCGGGUCCGACAGCCCCCUGCCGCCCACCACGCCGUCCUCCUCGUCCUCCUCCUACCCCCUCGGCCCGCGGAACUUCGCCCGCAAUGCCAAGAAGAUGCAGAGCUGGUACAACGUGCUCAGCCCCACGUACAAGCAGAGGAACGAGGACUUCCGGAAGCUCUUCAAGAAGCUGCCGGACUCGGAGAGGCUCAUUGUGGACUACUCCUGUGCGCUUCAGAAGGACAUCCUGCUGCAGGGUCGGCUCUACCUGUCCGAAAACUGGCUCUGUUUCUACAGCAACAUUUUCCGCUGGGAGACCACAAUCACCAUUCUGCUGAAGGACGUGACCACGCUCACCAAGGAGAAGACGGCCAAACUCAUCCCCAACGCCAUCCAGAUCAGCACUGACCACGACAAGCACUUCUUCACGUCGUUCGGAGCGAGGGAUCGGAGCUACAUGAUGAUUUUCAGGCUGUGGCAGAACGCUUUGAUGGACAAGCCCCUCACCCCCAAAGAGCUGUGGCACAUUGUGCACCAGUGCUACGGCACAGAGCUGGGGCUCACCAGCGAGGACGACGACUACGUCUCCCCCACUGCUGAGCACGUCAACGGCCUACUGUCGGGGGAGGAGCCUGUGUCCAUGUCGGAGCUGCUGGAGCUCAGCUCUGUGGGCGUGUCCUGCUCCCCCCCCUCCUCCUCCUCCCCCAUCCUGUGCGCCGGCUCGUCCCCCCCCUCCAGCGCCUCGGUGGACGUGCCCUCGCCCCGCCCCGGCCCCGAGCCCGAGCCCAGCCCUCCCAGCUCCCAGAGCUCCCUGCCCUCCACCACCCCCUCCACCCAGACCGGGGGCAUCUCUGCAAACCUGGAGGAGGGCGGCGAGAGCCAGUCAGAGUCAGCCAAUCACGCGCCUCCCCUAGUGCCCCACAGCCUGGGAAACCUCUCCUCAUUGGACAUCACCAACGACGAGGAGCUCCCCACCGACCCCAGCAACUCCUCGGACACUCAGGAAGAGAGUGAGGUGGAGUCCUUCUGCGGGGACCUGAGUGGGCGGCUGCACAUAAACAUGGUGGUGCGGAUGGGCGUGGACAAGCUGCACGACCUGCUCUUCUCCGCCGACACACACUUCAUACAGCACCUCUUCUCCCAGAGGCAUUUCACUGAUCUGAACGUGCGUGACUGGCAGCAGGACAGUGUUAGUGGAAACACCAGCAGAGUGCUCAGCUACACCAUCGCCAUAAACAACCCCCUGGGCCCCAAAACCGCGCCCGUGGUGGAGACGCAGACCCUAAACAAGAGCAGCGCACGGGGCGAGUGCUACGUGGUGGACUCUGAGGUCAUCACCUCCGGCAUCCCGUACCAGGACUACUUCUACACCGUCCACCGGUACUGCCUCACCGCCGUCAACCGCCACAAGAGCCGGCUCAGGGUGUCCUCGGACAUCUGCUACCGGAAGCAGCCGUGGAGCCUGGUGAAGGCCCUGAUAGAGAAGAACACCUGGAGCGGCAUCGAGGAGUACUACAGGCACAUGGAAAUGGAGGUGUGCAAGCUGGAGACCCUGCUGCAGUCGGAGGUGUCGGUGGUGGGGGCGGGAGAGGGGGGCGCAGCCGACGCAGCCAAGACCCCGCCCGGCCUGCGCAGACGCAAACGCAACUGCUCCCGGCGGGGGGGAGAGAGAGAGAGGGAGGGAGGGGUCGGCGCGGGCGAGCGGGGCGGAGGAGGCCCCGGGGAGGACAGAGAGAGGAGGGAGGCGGGGGCUCAGUACCUGAAGCUGGGAGAUCGAUCCCGGGGGGGCGGCGGCAUCUCCACCAUCCUGCUCAUCGUCAGCUUCAUGUACUGUAUCUCCUGUGUUCGUUGCUGUAGCGUAAAUGCUGUCUCUACACUUGGCUCUGAGCGAGCAGCACACACCCUGGAGACGUGGCACUCCUACUCCCUCUCAGACAGCCCCCUGCCCCAGACGGCUGGCGAGUGGGCCCAGGUCCUGCAGCUGCAGAGGCAGUUCCACCAGGCCCAGCUCAACAAGUGGCAGCAGAUACUGCAGUCCUCCGUCGCCCUGCUGGACCAGAUGAAGCAGUCCCUAGAGAAGCUCCACAGAGGGAUCAUCAUCACUCCAGAGGUACAGCGGGAGCCCCCCUCCGAGGACCCCGCAGAAACCCCCACUCAGCACUGACCCCCCACCCCGCCCCGUCCACCUCAGCCCCCCUUCAUCCCUCAGCCACCCCACCCCCCACCCCCAGGGCCCCCGUCAAGUGGACGUGGGUAAUAAUGGAACUUAUAAUGGAAGGGAGGAGCGCACAGGAACGCUGGGACAGUGUGAUUCACCCCCCGGAGUCCAGCUCAGACUGUAACCUGUGCCUACCACUCCCACCCCCCCAUCCCUGCUGCAGAUGACCGAACCAGUGCCGCCCACCCCCCCCCCCCCCCCCCGAACCAGAAAUACCCCGGGCGCCACUGCCACCACCGCCUGGUGUCCAAACCGUUUCUGGGCCACAGUCAGCGUUCCAGUCCUUACAGCAUGGGGAUUGGGCAGAGGCGCUGCUUUAUGCCCCUCCCGCUGAUGGGGAUUGGGCAGAGGCGCUGCUUUAUGCCCCUCCCACUGAUGGGGAUUGGGCAGAGGCGCUGCUUAAUGCUCCUCCCACUGAUGGGGAUUGGGCAGAGGCGCUGGCCUACGCCCCUCCCGCUGAUGGGGAUUGGGCAGAGGCGCUGGCCUAUGCCCCUCCCGCUGAUGGGGAUUGGGCAGAGGCGCUGGCCUACGCCCCUCCCGCUGAUGGGGAUUGGGCAGAGGCGCUGGUCUACGCCCCUCCCGCUGAUGGGGAUUGGGCAGAGGCGCUGGCCUAUGCCCCUCCCGCUGAUGGGGAUUGGGCAGAGGUGCUGCUUUAUGCCCUUCCCACUGAUGGGGAUUGGGCAGAGGAGCUGCUUUAUGCCCCGCCCACUGAUGGGGAUUGGGCAGAGGCGCUGGCCUACGCCCUCCCGCUGAUGGGAAUUGGGCAGAGGCACUGGUCUACGCCCUCCCACUGAUGGGGAUUGGGCAAGAUACUGGUCUACGCCCCUCCCGCUGAUGGGGAUUGGGCAGAGGCGCUGGCCUACGCCCCUCCCGCUGAUGGGGAUUGGGCAGAGGCGCUGGCCUACGCCCCUCCCGCUGAUGGGGAUUGGGCAGAGGCGCUGGCCUACGCCCCUCCCGCUGAUGGGGAUUGGGCAGAGGCGCUGCUCUACGUCCCCCCCUGCUGGUGACCUGAGAGUAUUUGGGGAAGGACAGCUGCUGCUCCCAUUCCGAAACAUUUCAGAACUGCUCUAAACGGUCAGAUCCAAACUGCCACCCGCCGAGGACACGCCCUGCCGAAGUUCAGCAGCGCGGCGAACGAGGGAGCCGAAGUAGAGGGGCAUUCUGGGAGACUGGACACGGACCCGCCAGUCAUUUCCCUCCUCGCUUCCCCUCGUCUCCUGCGGACUCCGCCCGUCUGACCCGGAAGGAAGUGCGUCCGCUCGGCCCCUCCCCCGACGGGGGGAAAAAAAGAAUCAUUUCACAAGACUUUUCUGCAAGGAAAAGCCAACACACUCCUUCAGUUUUUUUUUGCUUUCUCUUUCGGUUGUCCGGCUCCAGUGUGAGUGACGGGUCGACGUUUGGCGAGGCCGAGUGUGUGUGUGUGUGUGUGUGUGUGUGUGUGUGCGUGUGCGUGUGUGUGUGUGCACGUUCAGCCGUGACAGUAUUUAUUAUCAGACUGGGGGGGUUUCUCCUCGGUCUCGCUCUUAGUCCAGAGUCCUCUCUUAUGUUCUGUGUUCUUUUUUCACGCAUGGACCAAGGAAGGGGAGCAGAACGGUAGACAUGUUACAACGAUUCUAGCAAUAAUGAUAAUAGAAUUUUUGUGUAAUUAAAAAAAACAGUUUGUGUGUAGAAAGAAGAGGAAGUUGAGAAGUGUACCUGUUGUGGUGCGAGACGUGAGUGUGCUGGAAUGAGACCCCCGCCCCACUGCCCCCCCACCUCCCCCCCGCCAUUUUGUUAUUAUCGUUGGUCUUGUUUGUGUUGUUCGUCUGCCUGAGCCUUUGGUCCGCACCGGCCCAAAAAGCUCCACGUGCGUUUGGUUCCGAGGGGCACGAGACCUCGUUUCCGGACCCUUUCUGUGCCACCCUGCACCAUCGUGAUCCAGACUGAACCGCUGCGGUCCAGAUUGAACCGGUGCGGUCCAGACUGAACCGCCGCGGUCCAGAUUGAACCAGUGUGAUCCAGAUUGAACCGCUGCGGUCCAGAUUGAACCAGUGUGAUCCAGAUUGAACCGGUGCGGUCCAGAUUGAACCGGUGUGAUCCAGAUUGAACCAGUGUGAUCCAGAUUGAACCGCUGCGGUCCAGAUUGAACCGGUGCGGUCCAGAUUGAACCGGUGCGGUCCAGAUUGAACCGGUGCGAUCAUUAACGAUUGUAUUAAUGGACUCGACUUGAACAUGAUCGGGGUUCCUGUGGACUCGACCAGACAGAAUCACAGAUUCAGUUCGUCUCUCAGUUCACUGGGCUGGACUUUAAGGACCAACCGAAACUUUUUUUUUUUUUUAAGGCCCGGAUGAAGAAAAGGGAAAUUGGCAGUAUUGUGUUCAGUUUGUUUGGUCUGUAUUCACAUUUUCAAACUUUUUUUUAUUGUAUUUUUAGCCUCAUAACAUUCUCUGUUAACUUUUAUUUACUGUCUUUUGUCUUUAUCAUUCACUUACUCAUUCACUCAUACAUAUACACACACACACACACACACACACACACACACACACACACACAUACAUACACUAAUGCACAUACGCACGCACGCGCACACACACACACCACUCCUGCUCUCGUUCUCUCUCUCUCUCUGGUCAUCCUUCUCUUUUCUGUCACUCUUUCAUCGGCCCCUCCCCCUCUCCUGUGCCCUGAGGAUCAUGCGUGUGAGUGUGUGUGGGGGGCCUUGCUGGGCGUGGCCCCGCACGCAAGUGAUCAAAGCCAUAUUUAUUUUGGGGAGGGAGGGAGGAACGGGGCAAACGUACUGUACUGUAAAGGUCUGGUUGUUCAAGAUACUGUGUGAAGAAUUAAGUCUAAAAUAUGCAACAGAA
Molecule: messenger RNA, 6053 nt
Organism: Anguilla rostrata (American eel)
Lineage: Eukaryota; Metazoa; Chordata; Actinopteri; Anguilliformes; Anguillidae
Gene: gramd1a
Product: GRAM domain containing 1A
Exons: 20
Coding region: 516-3155 (879 amino acids)
Biological process (GO): intracellular sterol transport
Cellular component (GO): endoplasmic reticulum-plasma membrane contact site; endoplasmic reticulum membrane; plasma membrane
Molecular function (GO): cholesterol binding; cholesterol transfer activity
Source: RefSeq, a predicted model, not a curated record